This is a messenger RNA of Truncatella angustata, 1977 nucleotides long. RefSeq lists its product as uncharacterized. Lineage: Eukaryota; Fungi; Ascomycota; Sordariomycetes; Amphisphaeriales; Sporocadaceae. The transcript has 2 exons. The record is from RefSeq and is a predicted model, not a curated record. Bases 1 to 1977 code for a protein of 658 amino acids.
AUGGCGACAGAAAAGGGAAACAGGCCAGCUGACGACCUCCUCAAGCGGCCUCUCUACAUUUACGAUCUCCCACGCCAGGUGCUUGACGCCCUAACUUUCGCCUCGUCGCCUGAAGUCGCGGUUUCCGAAGCUGUCCAUCCUCCGUCCUCGCCAUCGGACGCGUCCAUAACGCACACGUUGUCUUCGGAGAACCUGUCCGUAGGCGCACAAGCAUGCUCACUCUGCGGCCUGUCCUUCGACACCGUGCUCGAUCAGCGCGGACACCAAAAGUCCGACCUUCACAACUACAAUCUCAAGCAGAAGCUGCGCGGAAAGGCAGCCGUAUCCGAAGCAGACUUUGAGAAGCUAGUGGGGGACUUGGAUGAGAGCUUGUCUGGCUCCGAUUCGUCAGAAUCUGAAGAUGAUGAGGACGACAAAAAAGAGAGCACGCUUACGGCGCUGCUGAAGAAGCAGGCGACGCUGGCGGAGCGCAACAAUGGCAAUGGAGACAGAGAAGAAGACGGUACGGGGACGAAGAGGCCGAGAGGAAGCGGGAAGCCGCCAUUGCUAUGGUUUAGUUCGCCCGUGCUGCCGGAAAAUACCUAUUUUGGCGUAUAUCGUGCGAUCUUCAAACCCGACGAGGCGAACAAGGAGACAGAGCUCGUCGAUCUCAUCAAGAAAAAACAGCUCGAACCAAUAGCACCUCCCAAACCGGCCGCGGAUGGCGCCGUUGCACCUUCUGCCCUCAAGGGGCCCCAUAUCUUUUUGUGCAUGAUCGGAGGCGGUCACUUCGCGGCCAUGGUGGUCUCUCUCGCGCCACGUCAGACAAAACAGGGUGCUUCUGGGCCACUGAAUAGGGAGGCGACAGUGUUGGCACACAAGACAUUCCACAGGUAUACGACAAGAAGGAAGCAAGGUGGCUCACAGUCCGCGAACGAUAACGCAAAGGGCGCUGCUCAUUCGGCAGGUUCCAGCAUCCGUCGUUACAACGAGCAGGCUCUCAUAGACGAGGUGCGCCAACUUUUACAGGACUGGAAAGAUCUUCUGGACACCUCAGAACUGCUGUUCAUACGAGCAUCGGGACAAACAAACAGGAGGACUUUAUUUGGACCUUACGAGGGUCAAGUGCUAAGAGCAAACGAUCCGAGGAUACGAGGGUUUCCAUUCAAUACCAGAAGAGCGACACAGAACGAGCUCAUGCGGUCUUUCAUCGAGCUCACAAGGUUAAAGGUCCGCGAAGUCGACCCGGUCAAGGAGGAAAAGGCACAGGCAGAUGCUACAUCGAAACCAGCGACACCUAAGCCUGCGAAGCCGGCAGCACCAAAGUUGUCCGAGGAGGAAGAAACAGCAUUAUUGCACACGUCGCAGUUACAGGCCUUCGUCCGAAGAUCAAAGCUGCCUGCUCUGCUGUCGUACUUCAAAAACAAUGACGUGCCCGCGGAUUUCCUCUUCCAACCAGCAGACUCGCAGCAGAACUAUCAUGCACCUACGUGUUUACAUUUGUCGGCCAGUCAAAACUCGGCACCUCUGGUCUUGGGCUUGUUAUCAAAAGCAGCGGCAGAUCCUACACUCAAGAACCGCGAGGGUAAGACAGCCUUCGAGCUGGCGGGAGAUAGAGCUACGAGGGAUGCCUUUCGAGUAGCCCGCGACGAGCUCGGCGAGAACAAAUGGGACUGGGAGGCUGCGAAAGUCGCCCCUCCCAUGAAGCGGGCAGAAGCAGAAAAGCGCGACGAGAGGGAACGUAAGGAGAACGAGAAGCAGGAGGCAGAGCGAAGGAAGGCCGAGGAGGCUCGUCUGAAAAUCGAAGGGCCUCAGGUCGACUCCAAGUCGUCGCGACCGAAAAAUGUACUGGGCGGUGGCGUCCAGAAGACGGCUCAGGAGAAACGCGAGGAAGAGGCCAGGGGCCUUACGCCGGAGCAGAGGAUGAAGUUGGAUCGAGAGCGCAGGGCCAGGGCAGCUGAGGAACGAUUUCGAAGGAUGCAGGCUGGCAGCGGGUAG